AUGCCUUACGCCAACCAACCUUCAGUUCAUAUAACAGAUCUUACUGAUGAAAAUGUAAAAUUUCAAAUCGAAGACACAGAAUUAAGUGUGGCUAAUAGUAUGCGGAGAGUAUUUAUUGCUGAAACACCAACAAUGGCUAUUGAUUGGGUGCAGUUGGAGGCAAACUCGACAGUUUUGGCAGAUGAAUUUAUUUCUCACAGAGUUGGUUUAAUUCCAUUAACUUCAGAUGAAGUAGUUGAUAGAAUUCAAUAUACUAGGGAUUGUACUUGUUUAGAUUUUUGUCCAGAGUGCAGUGUAGAAUUUACUCUCGAUGUCAAAUGUACUGAUGAUCACACAAGACAUGUAACUACUGCCGAUUUAAAAUCUAGUGAUCCAAGAGUUUUACCAGUUACAUCUAGACAUAGAGAAGAUGAUACUAGUGAAUAUGGUGAAGCCGAUGAAAUUUUAAUAGUAAAAUUAAGAAAGGGUCAAGAAUUAAAACUUAGAGCUUAUGCAAAAAAAGGAUUUGGUAAAGAGCAUGCAAAGUGGAAUCCUACAGCAGGAGUGUGCUUUGAGUAUGAUCCUGAUAAUUCAAUGAGGCAUACAUUAUAUCCAAAACCAGAUGAAUGGCCUAAAAGUGAAUACACUGAACUUGAUGAUACACAGUGUGAAGCACCUUAUAACUGGGAAGCUAGACCGAAUAAAUUUUAUUUCAAUGUAGAAAGUGUUGGUGCUUUGCGUCCUGAAAAUAUUGUCAUGAUGGGUGUUGCAGUUUUAAAAAAUAAACUUUCAAAUUUACAAACUCAGCUCAGUCAAGAAUUGCAACAUGAUGCUCUAACUAUUCAGUAA
Pediculus humanus corporis (human body louse) is the source of this 828-nucleotide messenger RNA. RefSeq names its product DNA-directed RNA polymerase II 33 kDa polypeptide, putative. The transcript is spliced from 4 exons. Lineage: Eukaryota; Metazoa; Arthropoda; Insecta; Psocodea; Pediculidae. Gene Ontology annotation, molecular function: protein dimerization activity; DNA-directed RNA polymerase activity. Gene Ontology annotation, biological process: DNA-templated transcription. Gene Ontology annotation, cellular component: RNA polymerase II, core complex. The coding region runs from base 1 to 828 and encodes 275 amino acids. The record is from RefSeq and is a predicted model, not a curated record.